UGCAAAUUUUUACUAAAUCAAUUUUUAUUGUGUUUCUAUUUGUGGGUUGAAAAUAAUCCACAUAGCGCUGGAGGGCUUGAUGAUAAAAACAGUAGCGAAGAGGGGGAAAAAAGUCGAUGCUGGGUAGGAGUGAAAAAUCACACAUUACCUGAUGACUCAUAUCUGUAGGUUCCCACAUCGGGACUGGACUUCUCCCUCUCUCCCUGUAGUCUGGUCUGGUCUGGGACAGAGGCCUGCAGAGGUGUCACUUCACACCUCUGAGGCCCGAGUCUGCUAUAAAGCCUCCCUCCAGCAAGCCCUCCAGCAUCACUGACUCCCUCAAACCACACAGAAUGGACGCGUCUUCUCCUUUCUUCAGCUACUUCACACAAAACUCCUGGAGCUGCCCGAGCUCAGACUCUGACUUCUACAACAUCUCAUCUCCCGAAGCCGUUUCUCCUUCUUCCUACAUGGACUUCUCUCCUUCAGCUCAGCUACAAAGCAGCUCAUCUCCACCUCCCGGAGUUGCGAAGACGCCCGCGUCGGGUUCUUUACAUCAGGAAGGCUCACGUUCCCGUGUAGGAACUAGAAGAACGCGCUGCAAGAACCCGAGCAAGCAAAGACAGAGCGCCAGCGAGAAGGAGAAGCUCAGAAUGAGGGACUUGACCAAAGCUCUCCACCACCUCAGGACUUACUUACCUCCCUCCGUGGCUCCUGCCGGUCAAACCUUGACGAAGAUCGAGACUCUUCGCCUGACCAUCCGCUACAUCUCCUAUCUGUCUGCUCAGCUAGGCCUCAGCGAGGAGUCUCUCUGCCAGAUGAGGAACCUGAGAGCUUCUAGAUACCAAGAAUCGCCUCCAAAUCAGGGCUAUUCCACACCAGAGUACUGGGGACUCAGCACUUCAUGUCAAGAACUGCCUCAGGGACCUUUAGAGCAUGUCUUGAGGAAAACGGAGAUGGAUUCCCGUCAGGUCUGUGUGAACAUGGAAACACCUGCUUAUGACGAUUCCUUCAACUCCAGCUCUGAAUCUCUUCUGGAAUGUCCUUUGUAUGCAGAUACAGCCACAACAUACCAGGGCUACAACAAAGCUGUCCAUUGCCCGAUUGCGCCUGAAUUCUGGGGAUGAAACUCUCAUUGAACUUUUGAUAUUUAAAACACAUUUUCACACAUGUAUUUUGGUGGACCCUACUGUACAGUAUUUAAUGUAUUUUUAAAAAUAUUGUUUUAUCUUAUUUUAAGAUUUCUAUUUUAAUAUUAUAUAUUUUCUAUGUUUUUUUG
This is a messenger RNA of Puntigrus tetrazona (Sumatra barb), 1258 nucleotides long. It is a transcript of the gene mespbb, whose product is annotated as mesoderm posterior bb. Gene Ontology annotation, biological process: regulation of transcription by RNA polymerase II; mesoderm formation; heart morphogenesis. The record is from RefSeq and is a predicted model, not a curated record. Gene Ontology annotation, cellular component: nucleus. The transcript has 2 exons. Lineage: Eukaryota; Metazoa; Chordata; Actinopteri; Cypriniformes; Cyprinidae. Gene Ontology annotation, molecular function: protein dimerization activity; RNA polymerase II cis-regulatory region sequence-specific DNA binding; DNA-binding transcription factor activity, RNA polymerase II-specific. The coding region runs from base 333 to 1106 and encodes 257 amino acids.